This is a messenger RNA of Sinocyclocheilus rhinocerous, 2812 nucleotides long. Its product is annotated as LIM domain kinase 1-like. The record is from RefSeq and is a predicted model, not a curated record. Bases 196 to 2028 code for a protein of 610 amino acids. Gene Ontology annotation, cellular component: cytoplasm; nucleus; neuron projection. Gene Ontology annotation, molecular function: ATP binding; protein binding; protein serine/threonine kinase activity. Gene Ontology annotation, biological process: protein phosphorylation; actin cytoskeleton organization; positive regulation of stress fiber assembly. The transcript is spliced from 15 exons. Lineage: Eukaryota; Metazoa; Chordata; Actinopteri; Cypriniformes; Cyprinidae.
GCUUAGCCUUCCGCAGCUCCCGCCUACUUACCGACUCAAAGCCGUCAGCUAAUCAGACAGCAGCGUGACGCGACGCGACGUGAAGCGUGUAAUAUUCAUGAGGCGAGGCAAGCCUUUGCCGUAGUAGCGCAGUUCCAGCGCCGCGUUUCUCCAGCGCGUCUGACCGCCGAGGGGAGCUUCUGUCGCGGCGCUUGAAUGAGGUUGAUGCUGCUCUGCUGCUCCUGGAAGGACGAACGCAUGGGAGAGGAGGAAGCCGGCGGCAGGUUGCCGGAGUGUGCGGGCUGCAGACAGCACAUCUAUGAUGAGCAGUACCUACAGGCCCUGGACACGGACUGGCACACGCUGUGUUUCAGGUGCUGUGAGUGCGGCGCGUCUCUCUCACACUGGUACUAUGAGAAGGACGGCUGUCUCUUCUGUAAGAAGGACUACUGGGCUAAAUUUGGAGAGCUGUGUCAUGGCUGUUCAGAGCCCAUCACCACCGGACUCAUCAUGGUCGCCGGAGAACAGAAGUAUCACCCAGAAUGCUUCACCUGUCUGAGCUGCCGAGCGUUCAUCGGUGAUGGAGACACGUAUGCUCUGGUGGAGCGGUCCAAACUCUACUGUGGACACUGUUAUUACCAGACGAUCGUGACUCCGGUCACUCUGCCCGACUCGCCGUGCUCCAGGAUUCCUCACACGGUCACGCUAGUGUCCAUUCCCGCCUCCACCGAUGGGAAACGAGGCUUGUCCGUGUCCAUCGAUCAGGGCUCCAGUCCCAACGGCUUCAGCCCCGAACACACACACACCGUCAGAGUCUCCGAGGUGGACCUAGAGUGCAUCAGUCCAGACGUCAAGAACUCUAUUCAUGUUGGCGACCGGAUCCUGGAGAUCAAUGGAACCCCAAUCCAGAACGUUCCUCUGGACGAGAUUGAUCUGCUGAUCCAGGAGACCAGUCGUCUGCUACAGCUGACCAUUGAACACGACCCUCAUGACCACGGCCCCUCGGAGGACCAGGUGGACGGGCCGACACCCCCUUCUGAGGGGCCCAGUCCCAUCACGCCCAUCACACGGCCCCCCAGCCAGGACAUUAACACCUUGCGCUCGCGGAUCAUCACGCGCAGCUACAGUAUUGAUAAAUCUCCGUGCUCCAGUAACACUCCGUCUCCACUGUCUCUGAGGAAAGACAUCGGCCGGUCCGAGUCGCUGCGUGUCGUGUCCAACAGCACACACCGAAUAUUCAGAGCCUCCGACCUGAUCCACGGAGAGGUUCUGGGUACAGGCUGCUUCGGACAGGCCAUAAAGGUGACUCACAGAGAGACGGGAGAGGUGAUGGUGAUGAAGGAACUCAUUCGAUUCGACGAGGAAACACAGAGGACCUUCCUCAAAGAGGUGAAGGUCAUGAGAUGCUUGGAUCAUCCUAACGUGCUGAAGUUCAUCGGCGUCCUCUACAAAGACAAGCGGCUCAACUUCAUCGCUGAGUACAUCAAAGGAGGAACGCUGAGAGACAUCAUCAAGAAUAUGGACAGCAGUUAUCCAUGGAAACAGAGAGUGAGUUUUGCCAAGGACAUUUCCUCUGGGAUGACGUACCUGCACUCCAUGAACAUCAUCCACCGAGACCUCAACUCACACAACUGCCUGGUCAGAGAGAAUAACAGUGUUGUUGUGGCGGAUUUCGGACUGUCCCGACUCAUGGUGGAGGACAAGAAUCAGGACAAGCUGUCCUCAGGACAGAUCCCAGGCGUGAGGAAACCCGACAGGAGAAAGAGAUACACCGUGGUGGGAAACCCGUACUGGAUGGCUCCCGAAAUGAUUCACGGGAAGAGCUAUGAUGAGAAGGUGGACAUCUUCUCGUUUGGCAUCAUGCUGUGUGAGACGUGUGUGUGCUCUCUGCGCAGGCCUGCGUUUGUGAAGCUGGAGUCGUGGCUGGAGAACCUGAAGAUGCACCUGGAGAUGGGCCUUCAUCUGGUGUCCGAGCUGGAGCUCAUUCAUCAGGACUUCUGCCGGAAACACUCGAGCAGCAAGAACGGCCUCCACACGCACCCAGAGUAACAGCACACGCUCAGUGCAUGUCUGCUGUGGCUUACGGUGCAAUGUUCUUCACGUCUCCCUGAUGAAGCUCAAUGAGAUGUGAACGCAGCAGAACACACGAGACUUGCGCGUCAGCAGUGUUUUCGUUCGGUACAUCGCGCUAAUAGUCCUCGUGUCAGGCAUUUCCCGCAGUGUAAACAGAGUUAUAUUGUAAAUGUGCAGACAUUGUUUUGUAUAGUGAUCGCGCAUUGGCGUACUUUCAUCUGGAUGUUUGCUGAAAUGCAAGUCCACAUGAGAAGAUCAGGACAAUAAUGAACUGUCCGACACGUGAAGCGUCAUACAGGUCAACUCUAAGCUUCAUGGGUCAAAUUAAGGGACUGACUCUCCUCUUACCCCCAAAUCAAAAAUACAUGUAUAUAUGUGUUUUGCAUAAAACAAUGAAGCCUUUUCUUUUAAUGAUGAUUUAGUAUUUAAAUUGUAAAGUAAAUAUGCAUCACGUUAGUAUCUGUUGUAAUGAAUGUAUUUUAUGGUGAUUUCUCUCAAAGAUUUUCACAGGCUUCGUGUUAUUGUGCAAAAUUGGAUUUCUGAUUUCUUUCUUUUGAUUUGGGGAUGAAUCUCGUCGAGCUGACAGGACUUCCUGUGGUUUGCGGUGAUCUCAGCCAAUCGGAGCGCUCGGUGCUGUUGGACUGAUCUGGAGGAGUUUGUUCCCAGGCCUGUGUUUGAAGAUUUCAGACCCGGACAGAACGUGUGUGAGUGAGUGAGUGAGUGAGUGAGUGUGUGUGUGUGUGUGUGAGUGAGUGAGUGA